UAAUAAAAAUGGAUUCCAAAUCCAUACUAUGCUGAAUUGCUUGCUGUUCAGUGCCAUUCUCGGAGAAGCUAACUCUUCCAAAUGGCGGAAUCUCAUCUUCCUCAAAUAGCCAUUCUUGGAGCUGGCAUCUUCGUCAAAACCCAAUACAUUCCCCGGUUAGCCGAGAUUUCUCACCUUUUCGUCCUCAAAGCCAUUUGGAGCCGCAGCGAGGAGUCGGCCAGAAGUGCCGUCGAGCUAGCAACGAAGCAUUUCCCUAGUGUGGAAUGUAAGUGGGGAGAUGCUGGUCUUGAUGAGAUUAUCGGUGAUGCUUCCAUCGUCGGAGUUGCUGUGGUUCUUGCCGGACAAACGCAGGUGGAGAUGUCAUUGAGACUUCUCAAAGGAGGAAAACAUGUCCUACAAGAGAAGCCAGCUGCUGCUUGCAUUGCAGAGGCAGAGAAAGCAUUAAUGCAUUAUAAUUCCAUGGCUGCUAGCAUGACUCAACAACCAAUAUGGGCUGUUGCUGAGAAUUAUCGUUUUGAGCCUGCUUUCACAGAGAGCAAUAAAAUGAUUGCCGAGAUAGGGGAUAUUGUCAAUAUUCAGGUUAUUGUUGAAGGGUCAAUGAAUAGCUCAAACCCUUAUUUCUCAAGCUCUUGGAGGCGCAACUUCUUUGGUGGUUUCAUUCUAGACAUGGGCGUGCAUUUUGUUGCUGGAUUAAGAAUGCUUGUUGGAUGCGAGGUAGCUUCAGUCUCUUCUCUGACUUCUCAUGUAGAUAUGACAUUACCUCCACCUGAUAAUAUUUCAGCAUUGUUCCAACUGGAGAAUGGAUGUUCUGGAGUGUUUGUUAUGAUUGUUUCGUCAAGAUCAUCAAAGAUAGUGUGGCGAGUUGUAGGCUUAAAUGGAACACUGCAAGUUGAGCGAGGAAAUAAAGAUGGAAAGCAUGGCUACUCGGUGUCUAUAUACACCGCCGAUGGGCAAAGCAAAAGCUUCUUCUAUCCGUUCAGUGGCGUCGCGGAAGAGCUCAAAGCAUUUCUGUCGGACAUUUCUUUGUCACACCAAAAAGAGGUACGUCUAACUUAGCUUUCAGAAAUCUCGGAUGCUCGCUUAGGAUGUUGUGUGCAAAAAAUGUGGUCGGUCCUUGUCUGGGGUUUUUAAAAAUAAAAAAAAUCGCAACACAUUGAGCCGGAAUCUCAUGAAAACAGACAUUUGACCUUUCGAGUAGGGGUAAGAUUUGCGGACACACAGCUUUCCGAGACCCUACACUCUUUGUGGGUU
Molecule: messenger RNA, 1251 nt
Organism: Cuscuta campestris
Lineage: Eukaryota; Viridiplantae; Streptophyta; Magnoliopsida; Solanales; Convolvulaceae
Source: the annotation of a GenBank genome assembly